This is a messenger RNA of Tribolium castaneum (red flour beetle), 1732 nucleotides long. RefSeq names its product mulder (gene mldr). Gene Ontology annotation, cellular component: mitochondrial ribonuclease P complex; mitochondrion. The record is from RefSeq and is a predicted model, not a curated record. The coding region runs from base 104 to 1639 and encodes 511 amino acids. Lineage: Eukaryota; Metazoa; Arthropoda; Insecta; Coleoptera; Tenebrionidae. Gene Ontology annotation, molecular function: ribonuclease P activity; protein binding. The transcript is spliced from 5 exons. Gene Ontology annotation, biological process: mitochondrial tRNA 5'-end processing; tRNA 5'-leader removal.
GUGCCGCAACAUCUUACGUCAGAAACAUGCAACCUAACCUGACUAAAGCUGCCAGAGUUGACACUCAAAAAAAUCUUUUUUUCACUUAAAUGUGUCUUUUACGAUGUUUAGAAGGCUUUAUCUAACUCAGUGUGUGGCAAAAAGGUUUAUUCAGAGACGUCCUGAAGUGGUGAAAGAGCGCCAAACACCGCACACCCUCCUUUGGAAAACUAUCGAGAAUACGAAAAUUGGUUCACCUCAGGAAUGGAAAGACCUGAGGAAUGAAAUUCUGAACUCUGUUAAAUCUAUAACUCCAGCAAACAUUGAUGCAGUUACCGUAAAUGUGUGUACAAUAAACAAAAAAUAUAACUUAGCUUUGAGUUACUUGGAGUUCCUUAGAUCGGAGAAUAUUGAAUUAAAUUUAGCAACGUUAGGGAAUUAUUUGAAACUGUUAUAUGCGAAAGGACUUGAGGAACAAUUGUCGCCUAAAGAUGAAGAGAAAAUUUUGUUAUUGUAUGAGAAGAUAAGGAAAGAGUAUCCUGUUUUAGACCAAAGUACUUUAAAUAGCAUCGUCCAAGCGUUAUCUUUAACUAGUCAGUGGAAGCAGUGCUUAGGUCUUUUAGAUGAAAUAAAAGUAACUGGUACCAUUAACGCUCACGCCUCUUGUGCCUUAAUCAGAGCUGCUUUUUUACACAACGAAGACGCCUUGGCGUGGAAAUUACUCAACGAGGUGAUAGAAAGCGAAAAAACGGUUCACUCAAUCGUCUAUUCAACUUACUUCAAAAGAAUCGGAAAAAAAUCAGAUAAAAUCGCCCAAAUCGAAAAAAUGUUCAAUUUUAUGCACGACAAAGGCCUAAAAAUCGAGUCAAACCAAAUCGAGGAAUUCGCCGAGGCCCUAAAGUCCCACAAAAUGCUCGUGCGUUCGUCUGCCAUAAAUUACAAAGGCGUGUGUAAAAGCUGCAACUCUAAACUCGCCCAGUUCCACUUGACCCAGUCCGAAUUCGACGAAAUCAAGCAAAAAAUCAUCGAUAACGUAAUCAUCGGCAAAGACGUCUAUGCCCGAACCACGGCACAAGAAUUAUCAAAAUUCAAAAACUUUGUCUCGAAAAUGCCGAAAUUUGACGUCGUAAUCGACGGCUUGAACGUCGCUUAUUCGGCAGGGUUGAAACAACCAGCACAAGUCACGUCCGGGCUGGUCCAGUCAGUAGUGGCCCAUUUUGUGGAUCAAGGCAAGGAGGUGCUCCUUCUGGGGCGCAGUCACAUGAACAGGUGGCCGCGCAACAACUGGGACUACGUCAAGGAAAACGCGACGAUUUUCCUCACGGAAAAUCUGUCUCAAGACGAUCCGUACCUCCUCUACUGUGCUUUACAUUCGGGCAAAGACACCAUAAUUGUGACCAAAGAUCUGAUGAGAGGCCACAAGUUCCUGCUAAAGGACGUCCGAUUGAAAAUUUUAUUCGACCGCUGGUUGAGUCAAAGGCAAUACCAGCUGGUUUUCGCCAAAGAGGGCGGGGAUUGUACUUUUAAGAAACCGCCAAACUAUACGCAUUUAGCCCAAAAGAACGGACCCUUCUGGCACAUUCCGUGCAAAUCGGAGAACAAAUUUGUGACGAAUAAAACGUACUGGUUGUGUGUGCAAAACAACAAUUCCGGUAAAUAAUAAAUUUAUUCAUAAUGGUAUUAAACUAACAAUCUUUACACCCAGUGCGUGCUAUAUUUGCAAAAUAAAAAAAUAAAUAUAGUUCACAACCAA